Oryza brachyantha (malo sina) is the source of this 1830-nucleotide messenger RNA. Its product is annotated as cytochrome P450 87A3-like. The record is from RefSeq and is a predicted model, not a curated record. Gene Ontology annotation, biological process: sterol metabolic process. The coding region runs from base 91 to 1548 and encodes 485 amino acids. Gene Ontology annotation, molecular function: heme binding; oxidoreductase activity, acting on paired donors, with incorporation or reduction of molecular oxygen; monooxygenase activity. Lineage: Eukaryota; Viridiplantae; Streptophyta; Magnoliopsida; Poales; Poaceae. The transcript has 9 exons.
GAUCACGUCACGUGUAGAUUAGCAAGAUCCGAGAGACAGAAGCAGCGCUCACGUGUGCAGGUCCGGCCGCCGCUUGCACGUCGCGUGCCGAUGUACGCCUACGUCGGCGCUGCAGCUGCGCUCGUGCUGCUGCUGCUGCUGCAACACCAGGUGCGCAGGUGGAGGAACCCUCGCCCACGCGACGGCGGCCGCCUCCCGCCGGGCUCCAUGGGUCUCCCGCUCGUCGGCGAGACGCUCCAGUUCUUCUCCCCCGACGCCUCCUUCGACAUCCCACCCUUCAUCCGGCACAGAUUGGCCAGGUACGGGCCGAUAUUCAAGACCAGCCUGGUGGGGCACCCGGUGGUGGUGUCCGCGGACGAGGAGCUCAACCACAUGGUGUUCCAGCAGGAGGGGCAGCUGUUCCAGAGCUGGUACCCGGACUCGUUCGUGGAGAUCCUGGGGAGGGACAACGUCGGGGAGCAGCAGGGCGCCAUGUUCAGGUACCUCAAGAACAUGGUGCUCAGGUACUUCGGCCCCGAAAGCCUCAAGGAGGGCAUCAUCCGCGACGUCGAGCGCGCCGUGUGCAGCUCCCUCUGCACCUGGUCCACCUUGCCGGCUGUCGAGCUGAAAGAAGCCGUCUCGACCAUGGUGUUUGAUCUUGCUGCAAACAAGCUGCUUGGCCUGGAGCCAUCGAGGUCAAAGAUUUUGCGGCGGAGCUUCUUCGACUUCGUUCGAGGGCUCAUCUCCUUCCCGUUGUAUCUUCCAGGAACAGCGUACUACUCAUGCAUGCAGGGGCGGAGGCGCGCGAUGGUGGUGCUAGAGCAAGUUCUGGAGGAGCGGAAGCGGUCAACAGAACUGCAACAUGGAGGACAAGCGAAGCACCAUGGCGACUUCCUGGACUAUGUAAUCCAGGAGAUCACGAAGGAAAAGCCGGUCAUGACGGAGAAAAUGGCGCUCGACCUGAUGUUCGUGCUCCUCUUCGCGAGCUUCCACACGACGUCGCUGGCGCUCACCCUGGCCGUCAAGCUGCUCGCCGACUACCCUCUCGUGCUGGAGGAGCUCACGGAGGAGCAUGACACGAUUCUGAUGGGCCGUGAGGGAGGCAGCGAGCCAGAUGGGAUCACAUGGAAGGAGUACAAAUCCAUGGCAUUCACAUCUCAGGUCAUAAAUGAGACGGUCCGUUUGGCCAACAUCGCGCCUGUUAUAUUCAGAAAGGCACUAAAAGACAUACAGUUCAAAGGAUACACAAUUCCAGCAGGAUGGGGGGUGAUGGUCUGUCCACCAGCAGUACAUUUAAAUCCAGAUAUUUAUCCAGAUCCUCUCACAUUCAGCCCAGCAAGGUUCAAGGAUAAACAGGAUGUAAGCCGUGGAUCAAAACACUUCAUGGCAUUCGGUGGAGGCCUACGGUUCUGUGUGGGAGCAGAUUUCAGCAAGCUACAACUUGCAGUUUUCCUCCAUUUCCUUGUCACCAAAUACAGGUGGAUACCGCUGGGGACAAGCAAGGUAGUCCGGAGUCCAGGACUAGAAUUUCCUGAUGGUUACCGGAUCCAAAUCAUCCAGAGAGAUUAAACAAGGCCUACCUCUACUGAUAGUAGAAAAAUACGUGUAUCAACAAUAUAAAGAAACAUUCUCAAAUUAUUCUAAACAUCGGUCUAGAGUUUAGACUAACUCACAAGAUUUAAGUAACUCAAACAACUAUCGUCGUCUUCAUUUGCACUACUCCCAAAAGACUAAUCUUUUUGUUUGUGAUAGGGGCAUCAAUUAUUUGGAAAUAACAAAACUGGAGAAAACAUGAAAAUAACACAUAGAAGCUAGGCCCUAUUCGUUUGGGAGGAGAUAAGAUAACUUACU